GCCGCAACAACGAUGAACAAGCCAACUGAACACGAUGCAGGAGGUGGUGGCGGCGGCGACGGAGAUGUGGGCGAGGACAGGAAUGGGGAACCAGCAGCAGCACACCCACCAGCACCAGCCACCGGGAGAGGUGACAGCACAGCCACGCCAUCACAUCACAGCAACAAAAACAGCACCACCACCCUUGCCAACGACACCGAGCAACCUGUCGGAGACAGCAGCAGCACCAUGAUGAAGCGUGAGGAAGCCGCCUCCGACGACACAGCACAACAACAGCAGCAGCAGCAGCAGCAGCAGCUUGGCGAGCCAGCGGCAUCGACAAAGGUGAGGCGCAGCGGGCGACAGCGCAACACCAUCACUUCUUACGCCCAGUUUGAUGUGGACGAGAGCGACUCCGAGGACCUCGAGCCGCCGGAGUUUGAUAUCGUGCAGAUUGUCGAAGCCGAUGCGUAUCCGACAGCGCAGGUGGUGGCCAUGAACAGCCGGAACAUGACGCCAGAGCACAUCCUGCGACAUGGCCUCACCAACCCGCUGCUGUUCACGGAGCGGGACCACCUGGACAUGAAGCUGCCGCCAGCCGAUUUUACCAUCAGUCAAGUGCGUGACGCCGUUGGCGCCAAACGGAAGCUGGAUGUGCUCAACGUGCAGACUCAGGAGGGCGAGAACAUGACCAUGCAAGCGUUUACGGAGUACUUUGCGUCGCCCAACAAGACGGCGCUCAAGAAUGUGAUCAGCCUGGAGUUCAGCAGGACGCGCCUGGACCCGCGCGUGCAAUCGCCACGUGUUGUCCGACACAUUGAUCUCAUUGACAACGCCUGGCCACCAGAGAGGAAGCAAGCACAGCGCGAUCCAACAAACAACAUCAAGACCAUGAAGUACCCAAAGGUGCAAAAGUAUUGCCUGAUGAGUGUUGGUGGCUGCUUCACAGACUUUCACAUUGAUAUGGGCGGCACGAGCGUGUGGUACCACAUCCUGCGCGGAUCAAAGAUAUUCUGGGUGUGCCCACCAACGGACCACAACAUGCGGCUGUUCAAAGACUGGACGCGCUCGCACCAACGCCGAUUCUUCGGCGAUCUCAACCCCGAGCACUUUGGCAGGAUCGACCUCUCGGCCGGCAACACGUUCUUUAUUCCGAGCGGGUGGAUUCACGGUGUGUACACGCCCGAGGACACCAUCGUCUUUGGUGGAAAUUAUCUCCACCCGUUUGCUCUCGGCAGCCAGCUGCGCGUCCUCCACCUCGAGAACCAACUCAGAGUGCCGAGUUCGCAGCAGUUUCCGUUCUUCGAAGAACUCAUGUGGUACACUGCGCGCCAGUACGUGCGCCCGCUGCUGUGCUCCGUCAUCGCUGGUUUUGGUGCGCGCGUGUGUGCGGCGAAAGAGGCGGCAAAACGGAUGCGCGCAGCGUGGCGUCGCGAGAUGAGGACAAAGGGCGGUGCUUUGCCUGCAAGCACGGAUGGAACAGCGCAGGUCAAGCGCCGGCGCAACAAGGGCGCACCGAAGUGGCUGUUUGGGCUCGAACGUCCAAUCAGUGAUCUUGAAUGGGACGGCGCAAAGGAUCUCGCGUCCACCCUCGACACCUGGCUCUCAAAGCAGAAGCACCGCCGCCACAUCCCAUCCGAGAUUGGGGACGGGCAACUGCUGGUUGCGACGCUGCAGGUGCUGUGUCUACUUCACUCGUCUCUCGUUGCCGCGGCCAGCACGGAUACCACUGACGUCAAGGCGCAGGACCAUCAGACUGCUGUCGAUGGCGGCAGCGGUGGUGGUGGUGGUGGUGAGGACGAUGAUGGUCUUGAUGAAGAGCAGCUCGCCAGCCUGCACGCAUCCGUGCCGCCACACUUCACAUACGUGCUCCUUGAGCACGGUGGGUGCGGUGUGCGGACGGCUGCAAAGUGCUGGCACUCAACACCAGCUGUUGUUCAGGCGGGCGUACGGGCACUGCUUGAUGGACUGCCGCCACCGCCACCUGUCACCACACCACCAUACCCUCCGCUUACGGCGGGGGAGGAGCAAGAGGAUGCACUGGUGUUGGCGAGGAUGGAAGCCGUGAUGCGAGGCGAUGAACACACUGAUGUCGGUGAUGGUGGUGAUGGUGAUGUCAAGGAGGAGGAAGCAGAGGGCAAGCAGGCGUUGGAGGCGCGGGGACAAGACAAGCGCAACAGCAACGGCAGAGGCAGAACCAGCAAGACGGUCAGCAGCAGCUGUGAGAGCGGUGUUGGCAACACGAACGACAGCGCCGAGAAAGAGGAAGAUGAUGAGGAAGAAGACGAGGAGGAGGAGGACAGUGAUGAGUCCGAAUCUGAUGUUGGUGGCGCCAAUGAUGACAGCAGCGAUGAGGACUACGAAGGAGAAGGAAAAGGAGAAGCGUCUUACUCCAGUGAUGAUGAUGAUGAUGAUGAUGAUGACAGUUGUGGUGAGGAGGAGCAGGAAGGCGAUGGUGGUGACACGAGCACGACCACCAAACACCAGCCGUCAUCACCAUCAUUGCCAUCACCAUCAUCGCGUCGUGCCCCACGCCGCCGUCGCCGCACGAAGUACGAGCGUCCAGCGUGGCGACCCACCAGCGACCACAUGCAGCGCGUGCGUACACUGCAGACGAAACUCAAGGCGCGCGAACGGCCGCAGCACACGCUCACGGCCGGGGAUGUGCAGGUGCAGUCGCCGCGGGUCGCGAGCGCGUCGCUGCAGGAUGUGAUGCGGCGGUUUGGUGUCAAGUUCACGACCAGCGGGGCAGCGGUGGUGGCGAACAAGUCGAAGCAUGCGCACGUGGCCACCAAGGACGGUGGCAGGGCUAGAAAUGAUGGUGGUGGUGGUGGUGGUGGCGGUGCUGGCAGGGUUUGCGGCACAGGCACACGACCACCACCAAGGCAAUCAGCAACGACAACAACAGCAACAGCAACAGCAACAGCAGCCAGUACAGCACAAGCAACAGCUAUGACACCGGCCGAUCGUAAGCGACGAGGUGGUGGUGGCGGGUUUGCGUUUGGCAGUUCCACGUCGCUCGCAGCACUGUCAAGCAUUUCCAUCGAUCGCACAUGCUUGCACAAACCAGCAGCAAACGGGGACAACGAUCCAAGUGCUGGUGAUGCAAGUGUUCGUGGUGGUGGUGGUGGUGGUGGUGGUGACAACAGCAGGCGAACACAUGCACGUGGAAGUGUUGGGGCCACAACCACCUCCGAGCAGCACGGACAACAGCAGCAGCAGCCGCGCAAACAGCGGCAGUUUCGUGACGGCCGUGGGAAUGAGAGCAGAUUCGGGCGCAUGCACGUGCGCACUGAGACCGACCCCAAGACGAGGCGUGACAGCAACACGCGUGCUGGUGGUGGUGGCAGCGGUGGGCGGUGGGUGAAAGGACCGGCCCAGCCAUCAUACAUGGACGACAGGCGACGGCAGCAACACAUGGACGAAGGUCAUGGCACCCGCCACUCCCGUGAACCUCACCAUCACCAGUCAUCUCACCAUCAUCGGCACCAGCAUGAUCACCACCACCACCAUGAUCAUCAGCAGUCAUCUCACCAUCACCAUCGUGACCAUCGUGACCGUCAGCAGCAGCGGCAGUCUGGAGCGCAUGGUGGUGCCUCACAGCAGGCCCACAAGCGGUGGAAGAGCAGUGACGCGCACGCGUCGCACAUGACGCAUGCACGCCACCAUGCGCCAACAGCCUCUCAUCAGCCCGUGGGUGGUGCCACAGAGCACUUCCACCCAGAGCGACAACAACUCCUGCAGCAGCAGCAGCAGGAGGAAUAUGAGGGUGAGCACAUGCAUGCUUCUGGCCCUUACAAUGAACAGCAACACCGUGAUGGUGACCGCUGCCAUCAGGCCUCAGUCCACGACAACCCGUAUUUCAACGCUGCGCAUGCUCGCGUGAAUGCACAGCAGCCAUCGUACCCGUAUCCGCCCCACACCACCGCCCAAUACGCUGCUGACCAGUACACGGACUACCAUCACCAACGCCCACACCACCAAGACCAACGCCAGAACGAGCACAAGGAGUACCAGCAGCAUGUACAUGCUGCUCAUUAUGACAGCGGGCAACGAGUCGGGUACACAGCACCCCACCACGACUACCAGCACCAGCAAUACAACUAUCCACCGUUCGGGCACGACCACGCACACGUGCACCCACAAGACUACGGCAACCAGCAGACACACUGGUAUGGGACCGCUGGCACCCACGAUGCUGUUGUUUAUGGCGACGAUAAUGGUGGUGGUGCUGGUUAUGGCGUUGGUGUUCAUGGUGAUGACGGUGCUCCUCGUGACGGUGCUCGUGAUGAUGAUGGUGCCUAUGAUGGUGCCAAUGAUGGUGCCAAUGAUGGUGCCUAUGAUGGUGCCUAUGAUGAUGACGCCCGCGCCAGCCGCGUCGCCGCGUCCAUUCAACUCCUCAACGACCUCCUGUCCUGAACUCAUGCGUGUGCAUGUGUGCAUGCG
This is a messenger RNA of Salpingoeca rosetta, 4425 nucleotides long. RefSeq lists its product as uncharacterized. The record is from RefSeq and is a predicted model, not a curated record. Gene Ontology annotation, molecular function: transcription coregulator activity; histone demethylase activity. Lineage: Eukaryota; Choanoflagellata; Craspedida; Salpingoecidae. Bases 13 to 4398 code for a protein of 1461 amino acids. The transcript is spliced from 11 exons. Gene Ontology annotation, biological process: regulation of transcription by RNA polymerase II; protein demethylation.